AAAAAAACUGGUCCCCAACCUGCAUCACCACCAGCAUCACCCUCCGCUUUCCGGCUUUCCCUUUCUUUUUUUCAUUUCCAGCUCCCUUCCCAACCCAUUCCACCUCAAUUGGCUUCACGCCGCCGCGGGCAUAUCUGGGACAGCGUUCGACGUUCCCGGGUCCGCGCAUUCGAAUUCUUGCGUUUCUCUCCGCGCGUGUUCAACGCUUUCGCUUUUAAUCCACAUUCAAAAUGCUCGUCCCUGCGAUUCGGAGGCAAGCGCUGCAGCAUGCCAGACUUGCACGCGCUGUUGUUCCCAGCUUAACAAGGUGGUAUGCCUCGUACCCUCCGCAUACCAUCGUCAAAAUGCCGGCGCUGUCGCCGACCAUGACAUCGGGUAAUAUUGGCGCAUGGCAGAAGAAGGUUGGCGAAUUGAUCUCACCCGGCGAGGUGCUCGUCGAGAUCGAGACCGAUAAAGCUCAGAUGGACUUUGAGUUCCAGGAGGAGGGUGUUCUGGCCAAGAUCCUCAAGGAGACCGGAGAGAAGGACGUCGCGGUGGGCAAUCCAAUUGCCGUUCUCGUCGAGGAAGGGACCGAUGUGAGCGCCUUUGAGAAUUUCUCGCUCCAGGAUGCUGGCGGUGAAGCUGCUCCCGCGCCAGCGAAGAAAGAAGAGCCAAAGUCUGAGUCUGCUCCGACCCCGGCCCCGGCCCCGACCCCUGCCUCCGAGCCCGAGGAUACCGGACUUGGCGGCAAGCUCGAGACCGCCCUCGACCGCGAGCCCAACAUUUCGGCCGCUGCUAAGAGACUCGCCAUCGAGAAUGGCGUGCCGCUGAAGAGCUUGAAGGGAACUGGUCCUGGCGGCAAGAUCACCGAGGAGGAUGUUAAGAAGGCGUUGUCCACUCCCGCUGCAACCGCCACUGCCGCCGUCUCGGGUGCUUCGUACGAGGACAUUCCCAUCAGCGGCAUGCGCAAGACCAUCGCGUCGCGUCUGAAGGAGUCCGUCUCGGAGAAUCCCCACUACUUCGUCACCUCGACCGUUUCCGUCUCCAAGCUGCUGAAGCUCCGUCAAGCCCUGAACAGCAGCGCCGAGGGCAAGUAUAAGCUCUCAGUCAAUGACUUCCUCAUCAAGGCCAUGGCGGUGGCUUGCAAGAAGGUCCCGGCCGUCAACAGCUCUUGGCGCGAUGGUGUCAUCCGCCAGUUCAACACAGUUGACGUUUCGGUUGCCGUGUCGACCCCUAGCGGCCUAAUCACCCCCAUCGUCAAGGGCGUCGAGGGCAAGGGCCUCGAGAGCAUCUCGGCCACCGUCAAGGAGCUCGCUAAAAAGGCUCGCGACAACAAGCUCAAGCCCGAGGAGUACCAGGGAGGUACCAUUAGCAUCUCCAACAUGGGCAUGAACCCCGCCGUUGAGCGCUUCACCGCUGUUAUCAACCCCCCACAGGCGGCCAUCCUGGCAGUCGGCAGCACAAAGAAGGUCGCUGUCCCGGCUGAGAACGAGGAUGGCACGACCGGUGUUGAGUGGGAUGACCAGAUUGUUCUCACUGGCAGCUUCGAUCACAAGGUCAUUGACGGUGCGGUUGGUGCCGAGUGGAUGCGCGAGCUUAAGAAGGUUAUCGAGAACCCUCUUGAGCUACUUCUCUAGAGGUCUCCUCUGAUCAGGGAUCUUGUUACGAAGAAGGCAAGAGUGGAUGAAGCGCUGGGGGUGGGGCGUGAGGAGUGAUCUGGACCCCGACCCUGAUAGCCCUUGAUAGAAAGACCCGGGAAUCUGGUGCAAGGAGAGGAGGUGGUUGUGUGGGAAAGUUUACACAGUCAACCGUUCCUGUGGCAUGCCGUACCUGGAUGAGUCUUGGGCACGGCCAACCACAAGAACCUACGGAUAAGUGGUUCAAGUUGGAAUGACCACUCCGGCGCAGUUCUACAUCUCGGUGCUGGGAAUACAGGAUCUCCUUUGUCUUGUUAUUUGUACAUUGUCCUCAUAUUAAUCAUGGUCAGGGUUGUUUAAUCGAGCAUGGAGUUAUGGCCGCGUCCUAGAAGCCUCGUCCUAGAAGACUCGUCACUUGUGGGCCUGCAUAGCUACGGUCGACUUGGCCAUGAAAUAAAGAGCAAU
Messenger RNA from Thermothelomyces thermophilus ATCC 42464, 2081 nucleotides. RefSeq lists its product as uncharacterized. The record is from RefSeq and is a predicted model, not a curated record. Gene Ontology annotation, cellular component: pyruvate dehydrogenase complex. The transcript has 2 exons. NCBI's taxonomy places the organism in Eukaryota, Fungi, Ascomycota, Sordariomycetes, Sordariales, Chaetomiaceae. Gene Ontology annotation, molecular function: dihydrolipoyllysine-residue acetyltransferase activity. The coding region runs from base 231 to 1616 and encodes 461 amino acids. Gene Ontology annotation, biological process: pyruvate decarboxylation to acetyl-CoA.